Messenger RNA from Dermacentor silvarum, 827 nucleotides. RefSeq names its product elongator complex protein 5-like. Gene Ontology annotation, cellular component: nucleus; cytosol; elongator holoenzyme complex. Lineage: Eukaryota; Metazoa; Arthropoda; Arachnida; Ixodida; Ixodidae. Gene Ontology annotation, molecular function: tRNA binding. The transcript has 7 exons. The record is from RefSeq and is a predicted model, not a curated record. Gene Ontology annotation, biological process: tRNA wobble uridine modification. Bases 71 to 802 code for a protein of 243 amino acids.
UGGCGCUCCCCAUGAGUUUUGUCGCGGGUGCCGCUUUCUGUUUCGCAGUUACGAUCACUCGCUUCCAAUAAUGUUGCAAAGCUUGCUUUCCCAACGAGGCAAUUCUGGGCUGGUGCUGAUAAACGACACUCUGGACCAGCGAGCCCGUUUGCUCUUGGAUUCUUUCACAAAUACAUAUGCCAACAGAGGUCACAAUGUGCACAUCUUGGGCUAUGACAGAGAAGAAGGCACAAUCAGAAAGUGCUUUCCACCUACCACAGUUGACAGGAUAGCCAUUCACGAUGCCUUUUCCGCACCGGACAAAUGCACUCCUUCAACGUGGGUCGAAAAGUUCAGCAAGGAGAACGAGCCAUUUACAUUAAUCAUUGACUCACUUUCAACGGCCCUCAUUUAUCACCCACUCGACGACGUCUACAUGGGCCUCCUGUGCCUGCUGCGAAAGAUAGCAUCUUUGCAGAUGAUUGUGGCUCUGUUGCACACUGACGUGCACGAGGAACACGAGGUCGGCAAGUUGUGUCACCUCGCCACCACCACCUUGACGCCGUAUGCGCACGACAGUGCAAGCACACUUGGAUGCAAGAUUCUUCACAAAAAGCCCAGUGGACGUGUUGUGAGGGAUGAUGAAGAGUUUGUUCUCAAGCCAGACCUGUCCAUCACUGACAUCAAGAAGGUAGCUCAAAAACAGGAUGUGAAACCCUUGGCACAGCAGCCUGAUCCCACGGCCAACCUUACCUUCAACCUUCGGCUCAGCGAAGAGGAGAAAGCAGCCAAGGAUAACCUGGUGCUGCCAUACCUCAAGUGAGCAUUGCAACGUCUUGUGAUCUUCU